Toxotes jaculatrix (banded archerfish) is the source of this 2759-nucleotide messenger RNA. It is a transcript of the gene dennd10, whose product is annotated as DENN domain containing 10. NCBI's taxonomy places the organism in Eukaryota, Metazoa, Chordata, Actinopteri, Toxotidae. The record is from RefSeq and is a predicted model, not a curated record. The coding region runs from base 156 to 1211 and encodes 351 amino acids. The transcript is spliced from 10 exons. Gene Ontology annotation, cellular component: late endosome. Gene Ontology annotation, biological process: protein transport; regulation of early endosome to late endosome transport. Gene Ontology annotation, molecular function: small GTPase binding; guanyl-nucleotide exchange factor activity.
AGAAGGAAGAGAGUUCGCAGAGAGAGGAAAGUCUGUUGACAGCAGAAAUCUUACAUAGGCCACUGAUAAGUUUCAGCACAUUAUCUGUGUCAGGAAACCUUUCCGGGAUUGCACUCUGGUAUUUGGACCAAGCAGGAGCUCUCAAGGUAUGGAAUAUGGCAACAACUGAAACGCAGCUUAUGUUAAGCGUCGGGUUAAUCGAGAAAGAUGUGAAUGGAGACACACUGUGGGUGUGGUGCUAUCCCUCCGUGGACUCAGAACUGAGGCAAGUCCUGCUCAGCAAAUGCUGUCUGACGCAGGGCGGCCGGGAUUUCCACACCUUUGUGUUUGGCCAGUUCUGUCGUACUUGGUACUACAUUACAACAGUGGAGGUACAGGAACCUACAGCACUAAACAAGGUCACUCAUUUUUCAAUAGUUGUUACAGCAAAAGACUUCAACCCUGAGAAGUAUGCUGCACUUAGCAGAAUACUCUGCAGGAUGUACAUCAAACAUGGCAGUCCUGUGAAGAUGAUGGAGGCUUACAUCACUGUUCUCACAAAAGGAAUUUGUCAGAGCGAUGAAAAUGGCUCGUUCCUCAUUAAGGACUAUGAUGUACGGAAGGCGUAUCUGGCCGGUUCAAUCAAAGAUGUGGUGUCUCAGUUUGGUAUGGAGACUAUCAUCCUGUAUACUGCUCUCAUGCUGAAGAAGAGGAUCAUAGUCCAUCACCCUCGUAUUGAAGCUUUGUUGGAGUUUACAAGAGUUCUGCCAGCUCUGACGUGGCACAGGAAAGACUGGUCCAUCCUGCACCCGUACGUGCACCUGACUGAUGUUGAACUGGAGGAUUUAAAGAAAUGCCCUGGGUAUGUGGCAGGAUUUGUAGAUCCCGAAGUGAGCAACAGAUCGGACUUGUUUGAUGUGUAUGUGAACCUCCCUGACAGUGUCAUCACAGUAUCCCAGAGUGCCAAAGAGGCCAUGGCUAUGGGGAAGUUACACAAGGACGUCGGUCACCUUAUCGUCCAGUCUGCAGAAGACACUGAGAGGUCAGACAGUCAGGUGAUUAAGGACAUCUCUGUCAAGACAAAAGAGAUCCUCGCCAACUUGGUCGCCCUGGCUGACGAGUGUGAAGACUCCAAGAUCACACUGGAAGGUUUAAAGCAGCAUCAUUUCCCUUCGGCGACAGAGAACUUCCUCUUUCAUUUGGCAGCUGCCGAGCAACUCUUAAGGAUAUAAACCCGUUGCUGUACUGCGGGAUGUCGUUACUGUCAGCAGCAUGGAUUCUUGCUGUGCUGUUUUGUAUAUAUUGGGAUAAUUACUGUUCUGAAAGGCUUGUGCAGACUCUGGAGGUUAUUAUGAGAGUAUGCACAAGACACAGAAAGUGUCACUAGCAUCAAAUUUUAGCUUACGCUGUUGUGCUAACACGACACGACUCACAUCUUGUACCAAUAUAUCAUAGAAUUAAAGUUUAAUUAUGACAAUAUUUUAUAUUUUUACUUAUUGCCAACAAAUCCCAUGAAAAGGUUUAAACCAACCAGGAACUGAUUCUGCAGUAUAAGUAUUGCUUGUGUAGUCAAUAUCUCAUUCCUCUGAACCAUGAAACACAUCAACAAGCCACACUGUUACACUGGUGACAUGUUCCUUCAUUAUGACCAACACCGGCACUGUAGUUAAUUUUGAGUCAGUCCCCCAUAUGAAGUCCAGAUGCUGUUGAUACUCACUGAAACACCAAAUGUGUAUUAACCCACAGCUGAAAAUAGUCCCCAGUGAAUACACUGUAUAGCAAUAAACAGUGCAGCCUUUGGAGCCUUUUUUUUUUUUUUUAAUGAAACUGUAUAUUUUGACUUGAUUUCCAGAAGAAUUGAAUGGACUUGGGGCUUAGUACCACAGACAGGUUAGGGAAGUUGUAAAUUAUACAAAGACAGACUAACAGACAACUGACUGUUGAUUUAGGUCUUUUCAUGGUAUUUGUUGACAAAAAAGAUAAAUUUAAUAUAAUAGUCAUAUCCUUUAACAUUAGUAGUUAAUACAAUAAGGUAUUCGUCUCAGAUGUCAUGGAAUUGACAUAAAUAAGCUGGUACUGUUUCAGCUGGUACAUCUGAUAGGGUUUUACUUUCACUUUCUUUGUCAGCUUCCCAACAUCACAAAUCUUGUUUUUUGGUUUGAAACAACUCAUUGUAAAGAGUCAGACUAAGAUAUAUUUGCGUGGUAACAACAGCUGAAAUGACUCAGAUGUGAUGAGUGCUCAUUAAGGACUUAGUUGGUGGAAGCUGCAUUGUUCGUGGUUAUCAGAUCACAACUGCAAGAGGCAUUGCACAACAUGUGGGUUUACUUUUUUUUUUUUUUUUAAAUAUCACAUUUUGUAUUUUACUGAUGACUUUAGUGUCACACAACUGAAAUGUAAGCAAACUGUGUUAUGAGGCUUUUUCAAAUAGAGUUUUAUAAAAAAAAAUAAAAGUCAUAGAAAGAAAAGGAACUGUUCCUCAUCAAUCUGCAGCUGAUCAAAUAAUGACUGAUGUUUCCAUUCCACAGUGGUUUGUACUGCAUUAACUGUGUCUUACUCUUCAGGUUCUGUUUUUGUUUUAUUAAUGUACAGUUAGCAAUGCUGUGUUGCUGUUGAGUACAUUUUCAACCACAUUGCCAAAAGGAUGGUUUUGUACCUCAGUAUUUCAGAUAAGACACAGAGUGCAAUACACAGAAAAGCUCAUUUAAGUUUGGAAACUAAAUGUAUUUUCAUGAAUUGAUGUAAUAUUUCCUAUCAAUUAAAACACCUGAUAUUCUGAC